CUUUUGAUUUGUCACUCAAUUCACUUUGAAAAAUGAAUCAAGUUUGGCUCUUUUUUUGUAUACCCAAUUUGCUGGCAGACAUUGUCUGUCUGAUGAUCCACAUCGAUGGGUCGCUGCACUUGCAGGAACCGAUGCCCCACAAUAUGAUAUUUUGUGGCACGUUUGCUGGCUUCAUACUGAUUCCCUUAAUUCGUGCCGUGCACAUUUUGCUCGGACUGAAGACACAUCUCUAUCCGCAGAUUUUAAUUGAUGGCUGUGGCACAAUAAUGCAUUUCCUGUGCGCCUUAUUGUCGCUGCAUUAUGCGGAGAAUGAUUUCCAUUUGAUAUUCAUGGGACCACAGCAGGAAUUGGAUCAUCAUUAUUUUGCCUACUGCAAGAAACAAAGUGUGGCAUGCAUCAUAGCUGGCGCUCUGUACUUGCUGCAAUUUGUACUCAUACUUGAUUUUAUACAAAAGACGCCACUCUUUGAGGAUGAGAAGCCCAUCAGGAUCAUUACGGAGCCACCCAAGUGGGAUGAGAGCUAUCAGAAUAUGAGCAUUGAGGAGCACGACCAUUUGGCCAGAACCCAGGCAAAUGUCUAUCUACUUGGCCGACAGCUGGAUCAUUGGUUUCGGCUCAAGUCCAAAUGGUUCCGUCAACUUGCCGGUGGUCAGGAACUUAUUCACAAGUCCGAACUGCUGCCCGUUGUUAAGAAAAGACAAUCAUCAAGACCUCGUCGUAUUGAUAACUCAGAUGACGAUGACGAUGAUGAUGAUGAGACUGAUGAUGAUGGUGAUUUUGAAAUUGAGAUCACAUCUAAGAUAAGUAGCCCGACUGAAACGCCAAAGAGAACGAAAUUUGAUUUUGAUCCUGAAGUCAUGCUAGAUACGAGCUCAACCUCAAGUAAAUCAAGUAAACCAUCUGUCAGACGUUGACUUUGGUCUAUAAUAUGUUUCCAAUUAAUAUUUAACUACUUAAUUGUGACAUAAAUUUGCUUUAAGCCUG
Messenger RNA from Drosophila innubila, 984 nucleotides. RefSeq lists its product as uncharacterized. The record is from RefSeq and is a predicted model, not a curated record. The transcript has a single exon. Lineage: Eukaryota; Metazoa; Arthropoda; Insecta; Diptera; Drosophilidae. The coding region runs from base 33 to 914 and encodes 293 amino acids.